Molecule: messenger RNA, 1894 nt
Organism: Hyalella azteca
Lineage: Eukaryota; Metazoa; Arthropoda; Malacostraca; Amphipoda; Hyalellidae
Exons: 2
Coding region: 156-1244 (362 amino acids)
Source: RefSeq, a predicted model, not a curated record
AGCAGAUCAUGCGAUCUGAAGAGUAAAUGAGCAAAAAUUCGACAGACGGGUUCUAUCUACACGAGAUAUUAGCUUGUUGAACACGUGGCCUGUGGCGACUAACAUGAUUGGUGGCCGCCACACACAACUUCUAUUGGCAGCCAGUAACGGCUGACAUGGCUGAGUUAGUGACCGGUGAGCCGCCACAAGCUGGUCACAUGGCAACUGGCGGCCACUAUUGGACGGCUCCCGAGCGCAGUUGCCGCCAGUACGGUCAUACCAGCCGAGGUGCGUGGUGUAGAGCUGUUGUUUUUGUGGAUGUAACAUUUGAUUUUAGCGGUGCUGUUGUGUCGGGAAUAGACAUGUCUUACUCGAAUGAAGCCAAUAUCAAGAAAAACAUUAAGUGGGGACCAAAUAAUAUUAGAGUAUUUUUAGAAAUAUUCCAAAACUAUGAACUACUUUGGAAUAUACGUCACGAACAUUACUCCAACAAAGCAAAACGUGAAAGUUGUAUGUUAAAGCUGAGAGACGACCUCCUAUGGCAGGGUUUACUGGUGCCAGACAUUGCAUUUUUGAGGGCAAGAAUAAAGGCUAUUAAAGCAACGUACAGGUGUGAAGUUCUUAAGAUAAUCUCGUCUAAAGCAGACGGAGCUGCUCCUGAUGAUGUCUACACGCCGAGGCUCCCUUGGUUCAAAACUGCCGACCAGUUCUUGAACAGCGUUGUGGUAAUUCCGGAGUCGCAGCCAAAAUCGGAAUCUCGCACUGACGAAGAAAAAGAAAAAGAAGAAGUUGUAAUAAAACAGGAAGUAAAUGAUAUCUCCAAUGAAAGUGGUGAAGAACAAGAUACUCAAUACUCGGAUGAUGUUAACAUUGGAGUCUUUGUUAGUACAGUCACAGCAACAGAUACGUCGGAGCCUGAGAAACCAAUUGCAUCGCCAAUUGCGAAGAAAAGACGCAUUUCAAAAUAUUCCAGAGUUGAAAGUGCAAUUGAGAAGUUACAAAAAAUUGUUUCGGAAAGACCGUCGUCUUCAAAAAAAGUAUUGGACGAGUACGAUCUUUUCGGUCAACAUGUUGCUGGCCAACUGAGAACGCUACCUGCUAGGAGCGCAGCAGUUCUACAAGAAACAUUCCAGAGUCUCAUUACUACAGAAAAACUAAAACACCUGCCGCCCGAUCCAUCUGUUGCGUGUACCUCAGCCUCCUCUGAUGUACAGAGAUUUUCAUCAGAUGACCAAGAAGUGAAGAGUGAAACAAGAUUUGUUUAACGCUGAGUGAAAUAAAUCUAACAGGACCAUUAAUGUUGGAUGAGAAUAUUUUUAUACGUGCAAAGGUGCAGACAUCCGUCAAGGGCUUACAUAGCAAGUAAAAUUGUUUUUCGCUGGGUCUAUCAAUCCACGAAAUCUGUGUGUCUCCGGCGGAACGUUUGUAUAUAUUUCUCCCGGAAUGCUUAUAUUAAUAAAAUCAUUAUUUCUCCCACGUUAAUUUUGAUUACAGAGGCUUUAGUUUAGCUCUUGAAUUGUAUUCUUCCCAAAUGACACGAGAGAUGAAUUAACACGGUUUCUCUGUACAAAGUUACCAUGAGUGAAACACCUGCUAAAAGUUCAUCUCUCGAUGAUGUUCUCAUUAUCGAGCAUAAAUACAAUUUAAGUUAUAUCGACCUACGACGCUGGCUAUCAGAAUCAGACAUAGUUCCAAAGAUGUGAGUUAAAAAGACGUAUUAGCUCAUGAUUAAGUUACUAAUGUGGUUAUCAUAUCAUUAUUUUAAUCUGAUGUUAUCAUAAUCAUUCAUGUUCCGAUCCAGAGGUCAUCGAUCGCUGGUUUCAAUGACCGAAUGUUAUUGAUGUUCUAAUUAAGUGGCAAAUGUUAAUGUUAAUAAUAGUUUGGAAUGUAUGGAUAAAAUACACAAUAAUUAAAU